AUGCUGCAAUUCCUUACUGUGGUAGAUCCGACGAGAAGCCAUUCUGAGGAUGAUGCCUUCGAAACGUUAGUACUGUAUCACGAAUUUGAUACGAAGAAGAUUAGUUCCUUGAAUGAUAAGUUGAGUCAAAUCGGAAUAAUACAAGGUAUUUGGUCAUUUACAGGAUCUCUAAGCGAUGGAUCGCAAGAUUAUGAUCGGGAGAGGGUAAUUGAAUUAGAAGCUGAAACUAUGGUGACCAUUCAAGUGGAAAGCAGAUUCUUGAUCACAGUGUCUGUUAAUAAAGAUAAUGUAGGCAUACCAUAUCAAUACUAUAUGAGUCAACUUUGGUUCUGUUAUAAAUUCUUCAUAUUGGAAUAUGGUCAAUUCAGUAAUUUCCAAGAUAUCAAAGAGCUCACUAAUCUUUUGAACGAACAGCUUAUCCCAUUCUGGUCUGAUAUACACUUAAAACCUGAUACAAUAAUACGAAGAGGAAUAGAGUCACUUUGGCCAAAUUCCUAUAAAAUUGCUGAUUUAGAUUUCAAAUAUCGUACUUCUACAAACUCUGAUGAUUUGGAGACCUGGGAAUCCAUUAUUAAACAAAAUAUUUUAUUUCAAGAGGAAAAUUACCUUGGAUUGAAGGAUAUAUUGGUAUAUCACUUGCCUACUAAGAAGAAAAGAAAGUUUGGUACAAAGUCAUAUGGUCUUGUUCAGCAUUUUUGUGCGAACUUUGAGAAUAUUGCAGAUCUAUCAAAUUGGGUUUAUAAUUUACAAUCCAAGUACGAUGAUUUGUCAAGUCACGUAAUUGCAGGAAAUGCUCAUUAUAAAGAAGUUCCAACAAACUUGAUGGAAAACGAACAACAGAAUCAGGAAAUAGGGCAGGAUGGAGACACUGUCGCGGAUAAUCAUCAACCCCUCACCGAAAGAGUCAAUUCAGGAAGUAAAUUGAUGCAUAACUUGACCCUCCCGGUAUCAAUGGCUUACGAAGCAUUGCAAGAAGUUGGAACAACAACUGGUAUUUCAAACAGUAUGUCCUUUUUCGAGGACUAUAUCCCAUUUUGGUCAUUUAACAUCUUUUCAGGAAAGAAGAAUACUAGCUUGAGACGUAAUGAAAACAAUCGAUACGGAUUUUUAAUAUCACCAUUAUCCUCAGAUAUACUCCCACAAAAUUAUAGAACUAAAAAACUUCAUUUAACAUUCGAUGGUAAGACGGAUAUUUAUAACUCUCUCUUCUGGUACUAUGAUGAUUUAUUAAUUCUCAUAAUAUGUGAGAAAACUUUCGAUAGAAUAUGGGAUCACAAUUAUUUGAAAAAUAUUGGAUACAUACUUCGUAGUAGUAUGGAAAAGCUUUGUGCUAACGCAUUUAGCUUUUCAAUUGAUGAGGACCAAGAAUGGCUAAAAUCAAAUAAUACAAAAAACUUUGCGUACACAGUUAUUGACAAGAAUUCAAAAAUUCUGCGAUCUUCAAUCACACCAUGUUAUGAACUAUCACUUGAUAGUGAUAAUAAGUCACCUUUAGAAUUAGUUGUAGAGGGUGUGGAUGAACUUCUUACGAAAAAUGGACUGUCUGUAACAGAGAGGCAUUGGGGACUUGAUAUUAUGGGUGACUUUCUCAGAUUCGGCUACAAAACUGAACCUGAGCCUCAAUCAAACAUGGACGAGAGUAAACUGGCCUAUAAGAAAUACACUAACUUUUUGGAUUCGAUGAACAACGAUAAACUGAGGGAAUUGCACGAAGAGGUCCUUCAGUUUUUAACAUCCAUGCAAAAUUCCAGAAGAACAAAAGAGGCAUCAGAAGAGAGGUUAAUCACACUAGGCAAUGGCUUACUAUGUUAUUUGAAAGAGAAUGAACAGCAAUUGGUUGUAAUUUUGAAAAAUUGGUUUUUCCAAGACUCCGCAGAAAGAAGUAAUAAUGAUAGGGAGGAUAGCUUAUUUUCCAGUCUUGGUAAAGAUGUAAUAGAUUGGUGGGAAUCUGCUCAAUAG
This is a messenger RNA of Kazachstania africana CBS 2517, 1959 nucleotides long. RefSeq names its product Ccz1p (gene CCZ1). Lineage: Eukaryota; Fungi; Ascomycota; Saccharomycetes; Saccharomycetales; Saccharomycetaceae. The coding region runs from base 1 to 1959 and encodes 652 amino acids. Gene Ontology annotation, cellular component: intracellular membrane-bounded organelle; Mon1-Ccz1 complex. The transcript has a single exon. The record is from RefSeq and is a predicted model, not a curated record. Gene Ontology annotation, biological process: vesicle-mediated transport.